AUGCCAGCGACUCAGGUGCAGACACUACCAACCCACCUCUCAACUGCUAACAACAUUCAGCUGCUCGUCUACAUUCAAUUGAACUCAUUCUCCCUCAUCUUCAGUCUCACAACGAUUGACAGUUUUAACUCCUCCACCUGUAACUCUUCCAACUUCAACUGCACCUCUGGAAUCCCUGAAUCCACCGACUGGCACCAUGAUCACUGUGAUCAGCUGUUGGCAUCUGUACUAAUACAAAUUGAGUAUGAAACUGUUCUUGAGCCUGGCGUGUCAGAUAUGCUGAGCCUGCUAAUAUGCGUGCCGCUAUUGGUCUAUGCAAUACUCUUCAGCUGGGACUUGGGCAACAGUCCCUGCAAGCUCUUUGUCUUCGUUGCCUACUGCUGUACAUUCUCCAGCCUGCUGACCAUCCUGUUGAUGAGUGUCCAGCGCUACUACCAAGUUCUGCACCCCAGUGUUGGGUCAGUUGUGUUACUGACCUAUGCUAACAGUUGCCUGAAUCCAUUUCUCUAUGCCUUCGCUUCCCGUAACUUCUGCCAGAAGAAUGGCCAGUUAGAAGACACCGCGAUGCAGCUUCAAAUGGGUCCUGUCCACAACGGGCACAGCAGGUCACAGCUACAACGGCCUGAGAUGGACCCACAGGAGGGAGGCCGGGGAGGGUCGUACUCCACCGCCCCUCCUGUUACUGCUCCUCUCCAGCCCGUGCUGUGCUCCGUACCUGGAGAUCUGUCUCAGGAGUGGCACUACCUGAGAACACAGGUGUUCCCCCACCUGGAUGCCCUCUGCCAGGCCAGAGGCACCUGCUUCAGACCAUUGGACACCCAGUGGGUUGACUGGGAGAGCUAUCGUCCCUCUGACCUCCCUGACAAUGGUACCUCCCUCUCCUCCCAGCAGUUGAAGAUCAGCCUAGACCUUAUCACCCGCUCCUCCUCCUUCCUCUGCCUCCUGGGCCACCGAUACGGCCCCUUCAUGCUGCAGCAGGACCCCACACCUCUCCCAGCUGCUGGUCCAGAACGAGAAGCCCUCUCUGUGGUGGAGAGGAACCUGCAUGUUGCAGCAGAUGGAGGCUACCCCUGGGUCCUCACAGGGAGGAACCAGAAGUGCUCCCUGACAGAGCUGCAGAUCACCCAGGCAGCCCUGAUGGGUGACACCAGACACUGCUUCUUCUACUUCAGAGACUACUCUUUCCAUGGGGAAGAGGAGGAUGAAGACAGGUACACAGAUGAAGGUCAGAGGUCGUUGCUGAGCGUGUUCUCCAAACUGACAGCGGAGGAGAGACACAGAGCCAGGGAGCUGAAGAACAGGGUAGUGGACAGCCUGCAACCUGUAAGGUUCUUCAGAACGCUGCAGGAUCUGGGGCACCUAGUGAAGAGGGACUGGAAGUGCCUCAUAGAACAGCUCUAUGGGUCCCUGGACCUGAAGCCAACCUGCCUCCUGGACUCCCUUGAUAGAUGUUAUCAUGAAGGUGCUGUCCAGGCUCUGUGUCGCUGGUUUGCCCCCUCCACCCAGACCACUGCUGUCACGGAGGCACUCAACACAUUUACUGCCUCUCUCACUCAUUCUGACACGUCUCAGAGUCUAGCAACCUCAAGGAAUUCAACCAUUAAGUUAACAGGCGACUAUGACAAACGUGAUUCCGAGGGGUCUAUUUUCCUGCUCUGUGGUGAAAGGGGUUGUGGGAAGUCUUCACUGGCCGCCCGGUGGCUUCAGGAGUUCCGGAAGAAGAAUCCUAGAAUUCCGGCCAUCCCUCACUUCUGUGGAAUCAGCAGCUCCAGUGUGGAUAUCAGAUCUGUACUGAGACACAUCACCACUGAGCUACGCCUGGCCCAUUAUGGGCCCCAGGCUGAGUGGAGUGAGGGGUUGCAGCACCAUGUAAAGCCAGAUCAUGUUGUGGUUCAGGCCUUCUCUGCUGCGGCUGCUCUGGGACCCUGUGUUCUAGUUCUGGACGGACUAGACAGACUUACCGGGACCCUCGGGCUCUCAAUGCAGGAGGUGAAGGACCUAUGCUGGCUCCCUGACCCUCUGCCUCCCCAGUGUAAGAUCGUCAUCACAGCGACCUCCACAGACAUCACCUACCAGAGGUUGACCCUCCGCCCAGACGUUCACACCCUCCCCUGGCCCGGCCUGUCAGACCCCUGGGUCCGCCGCAGCGUCCUGCUCCAACACCUUACCCUGCCCUGCCAGGAGCCGCACAGGACCCUACUGCAAUUGAUCUUGGGAACCAAUACCAGGCCGGGAAUGGGCCGCCUGCCGCUGUUCCUGGCGGUGGUGGCUAGCGAGCUGCAGACGUGCCGCAUCCUGAGGGGAAAGGAGGAGGAGGAGGAGUUGAUAGAGGAGUAUGUGGAAGUGGAUUCUAUGGCGGAGCUGUGGGCCAGGGUGAUUCAGCGCUGGAUCAAUGACUAUGGCGGGGUCAGUGAGGGUACGGCCAGUCAAGCCAAAGGAACGGGAGGGCCUAGCUCUCAGGUGUCCAAGAUAGAUCUCAGAGGCUGGGUAUGGGACACUCUAUGCCUGGUUCACCUCUCCCAUGCUGGGCUGACUGAGGAGCAGGUCCUGGUCCUGCUGGAGGUUCUUGGUUAUCCUGGGUCCAUACGGGUUCUACCUCUGGAGUGGGCCCGGUUCCGCACUGCUGCAGGGCCCUGGGUACAGGAGAGACCCAAUGGAACACUGAGCCUCACUCAUCAAUCAAUGGGCCAAGCCAUGGACCUCCUCCUGCUGAGAGUCCGUCCUGGUAAAGGUUCAGGGGGCUUGAGGAGGACCAGACGGGGCUACCAUCUCAGCCUGGCCCAGUUCUUCCAGAGGCAGGGCAGGGAGCUCUGUAGCUGGCCUCAGAUCCUGGAGGAGCUCCCCUGGCACCUGGAGCAGAGUGAGGCCUGGAGGGAGCUACACACCUUCUUCAUAGAUCCACAGACUGUAGAGCACCUGUCUACAACUUGGAGCCAGUCUCCUCAGCUGAGAAUGGAUGUUGUCAGGUACUGGACUGUCCUGAUCCUCAGAGGUUAUGACCCCAACACCUCGUACCAGAGCCUGCUGGGUAAGGGAAGCCAACCUCCUACUUUUAUCCAAUCAGGGCGAUGGGCAUUCCCUCCUGCUACACAUACAGAGCAGAGAGAGGUACACAGCGACAUGGCCUUCAUGACUGAGUCCCAAAGUAACGGCAAAGAAGAUGGUUGUCAGUGGGAUCCAGGUGUGAAAGGGAGAGUGGAGUUGUUGGUCUCUGAGUUGCUGCUCUGUCUGAACAGGAGGGAAGCAGAGCAGAUCCUACUGCAGGCUGAGAACACCCUCACACAGGACAGAGACGGGGAGAGUGUGAUGUUACUGCUGACAGUGAGGCAGACUUUGGCUGAGCUCUAUGUGGAGACGGACCAGCACAGAGAGGCAGAGACAUACUGUAGAUCAGCUCUGGUGACCGCCCAGACUCACACCGCUACCUGCCUUGAGAGACAUGAGAGGAUCACUGUUGGAAAGGGUCAGUUGCUUUGUGUACUCUGCCAGCUGCUGUUUGCAGACGUCCAAACCAUCGAGGCCUCUCAGAUACUCUGUGACAUCAUCAAUAUGGGACACCACAAACUCCACCUGUGUGCUCAGGCCACUGUAUCACUGCUCUGUGGGAUACACAGACUCAGCCUGCAAGACCCACAUGGUGCUGAGAAGCACCUCCAGGUUGCCUUGAAGAUCAGGAGGUGCUGGUAUGGUAAAGAGCACCCUCUAGUGGUGGAGGUGGAGGAAUGCCUGGCAGACAUCUUGGCCGACACCUGCGCUGACACAGCAGGGUUGAGGCAGAGGCUAGCAGUGGAGCUGUAUCGACACACAGUGCACGUCAAAGACCAGGACAUGAAGCUUUGUCCCCCCGUAUCGCCGUGUCUUCAGGCGAAGGGAUGCAGCCUCGCAGGCACCUUGGUCAAACUUGGCAGGCAGAUAUUUCAUGGCUCCGGUAAGAUAGAGAGUAGAGAGGCUGUUGAACUGCUGCAGAGAGCUCUGGACCUGUAUAUCUGCUUCCUGGGGUCUGAUCACACACUGACCAGGGGCUUACAACAGGUUUUAAACACAGAAUCCAGGAGACCUCUAACCCCUCAGGUCCCCAGGUCCAGACCCCUCUCCACUAGGAUACUAAGCAGUGGGACCAGACCCAAUACAGCUGCACCCCUCCACUCCCACCUGGCCUGGUACAGGGGCACCACACACACCCCUCUGGACUCUUCCGUAAACAGAUCCCUGUCAGCCCCAUCCAACAAGUCCCGCAAUACACAGCCAGAAUUUAAACCAGAACCAGUGGAGUACCAGAACCACAACAACAGACAGAACCGACGGUCUUCUUCUCCCAGGACCUGGUCUGCCUUCCAGACCACAGUGUUCGGGCCACAGAGUGACAUCAGAAACCUGAUCUCAGAACUCAAACCCAGUCCUGCUUCAGCACCGGGCUUUCGUUCCAUAGACAGGACCCGGGUGCUGCAUAGGGCAGGCUGGUGCCACCUACCAGGCAGGUACGUUCUAGAGGAACAGACAGUAACAGCUUUGAACAGAGAGAUUGGAUACCCUUUGCACACACAGAGAUGCACCCCUCUGGUCAGACAGACAGGCCAGGGACAGGGAGGAGAACAGAGCUGGAGAGACAGAGUGUCUUAUUCUGCCAGGAAGCAAUAGAGAGAAGAGAAAGAUCUAAAGAAGACUGCUCUCAUGGUGGCCACUGAACUGUUUGAGUGUUUAAUCUUUUACCACUUUUGAUACCAAUCAGCUGUUUUCUUUUCAAUAUUGAAAUUUGUCAAAAUACAUUUUUUUUCCAUAUAAAUUCAAAUAUAAUUUUUGUAUGUUUAAAUGGAGUGAAAUGGCUCCUAUUUUGUAUAGAAAAUAAAUGAUUUGACUUCACUUCAUGUUGUCAAA
Molecule: messenger RNA, 4875 nt
Organism: Oncorhynchus masou masou (cherry salmon)
Lineage: Eukaryota; Metazoa; Chordata; Actinopteri; Salmoniformes; Salmonidae
Gene: ttc41
Product: tetratricopeptide repeat domain 41
Biological process (GO): G protein-coupled receptor signaling pathway
Cellular component (GO): Cul4-RING E3 ubiquitin ligase complex; membrane
Molecular function (GO): protein binding; ATP hydrolysis activity; G protein-coupled receptor activity
Source: RefSeq, a predicted model, not a curated record